This is a messenger RNA of Ostrea edulis (European flat oyster), 6074 nucleotides long. Its product is annotated as store-operated calcium entry regulator STIMATE-like. The record is from RefSeq and is a predicted model, not a curated record. Gene Ontology annotation, cellular component: membrane. The coding region runs from base 258 to 1130 and encodes 290 amino acids. NCBI's taxonomy places the organism in Eukaryota, Metazoa, Mollusca, Bivalvia, Ostreida, Ostreidae. The transcript is spliced from 7 exons.
ACGCAUGCGUGAAGUUACCACACAUGUCAGUAUUUCCGGUUUAUUGGCAACAGUCAGAAAGUUCAUACUAGGCCUACGUUAGGUUUGUUUCAAGAAAACUCCGAGAAUUAUGUGCCAAAAUUGAAAUACUUUUUUAAUCUCAACGCUUCAUUCUACGGAUUGGGGUAGUAAAGGGUAUGAUUAAACGAUGAUAAACAUUGAGUGCUGAGGGUGCACCUCCGACUCUGCAUUUAUCUCCACCCUUCCUUGUCCGGACAAUGCCAGUCUCUCCAGUAGCAAUGGAUAACAACACGCUCAGUGAUCUAGUCAAUGAGAAUCUAAUGAGAGCUAAGGAAUAUCACUGUAAUUCUGGCGAUCUGAUGGGAGGACUUGGGCUUGUGGUACAGGCAGCAUUGGCAUUUUUAGCGUUUACAUCACUUAUAGUGAAGAGGUAUUGUGAGCCAAUAUAUGAAAGAAGACCAUGGAAGAUAUGGUUCUAUGACACAUCUAAACAAGGCUUUGGUGCAGCUGUCAUUCAUUUUGCCAAUGUAUUCCUAGCAGACAUGUUUCAAGGAGACCCUUGCACAUGGUAUUUUGUCAGCUUUAUUCUGGAUUCUACUAUUGGUCUGUUCGUUAUCUACAUCGGACUUAAGCUCACACAAGUGGUGGUUCGCAAGCUCAAGUGGGACUCCCUAAAGUUCGGAGAAUAUGGAAAUCCCCCAGCAUGCAGUAGCUGGGUGGGGCAGUCUGCCCUGUAUAUCUUGGUGAUGAUUCUGGAAAAAAUACUGAUGACCCUGCUGAUUCAGUUUGAUUUCUGGAAAAAGGUGAGAACGUUCCUCAUGUCCCCGUUUAAGGACCCCAAAGUGGAGCUAGUCAUUGUCAUGUUCAUAGUACCAUUAGUAGUCAAUGCUUUCAUAUUUUGGGUGGUAGACAACUUUCUAAAGAGGAAAGUCAAAGGCACAAAAACCAUCUAUGUCAGUGAUGUAGACACGAGUGUGAAAUACAGUAAAAACAGGGACGAGGCCAGGUGCUACAACAGAAUCGAGAAAUCCGACGACGACUUUUUUGAUUCCGAUUUAAUAGCUUCCACAGAUGAUGAGCCAGAUCUGCGUUUCCGCAGUACAGAAGGAACAGAAAAGUUACUGGCAUGAUUCUGAUUCUAUACACUUGGAGGGCAAACAAUCAUAUGGUUCUGAUAGCAGAUAGUGCUAGUUAGUGGUAUUUGAUUUAUGUGGAGUGCUGUAGUCCCUUUUUGUCUUUUUCUUUCAGUAUAACUCAAAAAGGUUUCAAUGUGAUUAAGAAGUAUUAUUUGAAUUUGUUAAAGUACCGAUAUUACCUGUUUUGUAUCUUUAUUGAUAGAGGUACGCUUUUCUCUCUUUUGAAUUAUGGUUUGGUGUAAUUCUUUGUUUUAUUGACUGGGAAGAUUAUUUAGUAUUCUAUUUUUAGAAUACAGUCUUCUAGAUACUACAGCAUAGUUCCCAGAAGUCCCAAGCCAAGCUUUCACUAAAUACCUCAAUGUCCAGUGUUCAUAACCCCUAUUUAAUCUUCCUAGAUGAUAGCUUCCCAUUUCAGCACAAGUUUUGUGUGUUGUGAAGUGCUGCAUUCUGCCAAAACAGUUCACGAUUUGAUGGUGUCAUAUUAUGCUUGCCGGUGGCGAUUCUUGGGUAGUUUUAGACGAGAUGAAUUUGCUGUACAUACGCAUUGAAGUGACUGUAAUGAGGGUGAAUGAUGAACACCUAACAGGAAUUAUUUAUUUGUGCCAUUUGUUAUGUCUCUGGCGGGAAGCACUGGUUGUUCUAUGUAGAGAGGUAGGGCUACAGUGUUUACAAUGAUAAUUACGAUAAAUCACAUUGUAAUUAAGAUGUAUUAAUUAUAAUUAAAUGCUAAUAUGUCCUACAAUAAACAUACCAGUAAGGGGAUACCGAAGUUAUUUCAUUAUAUAUAUGAAAUACAAAGUUUAUUGUAACAUUUCCUCACACAUGACAUUUACAAUUUGAGAAUCAAAUUUUCACUUUUACAUGAGAACUGGUGGUCUUCGAUCUGUUUUGUUUCUGUAUUUGUAUUCAUUAAUAGCUUUCUAUGCUUGAGAUUGUGCCACACUUGGUAGCUUGAAAUUACUAGUCCUAUACAUUGUACAUGUAGUUCCAUUUUUGUUGACUUUUCUGAUCUGUUAAUGAGACACUUCGCACAUACCUCAGUAUGACAUUUUGUCAUGGUUGUUGCAUGUUUGUACUUGCGGUUGUAAGUUGAGGCUAGGUAUAGGAAAUCAAUUCAAAUGAGAAUCUUAAAAAAAAUACAGCACCAAUGAUCUUGAAUUUAAAGUCAAUUAUUCAUACUCGACUGUUUUGAUGUGAAACGGUGUUCACACGAAUGCCAAAUGAUUUCAGUGCACUACAUCAAGUCAUACGAUGACAUCACAAGGACUGCAAAUAUCAAAUUUACCCUAAAUAAAACUAGUGGAAAGGCAUGUCAUAAAUGAUAAGAAUCUUUCAAUAAUUGUGGAAUUGAAUAUUCAUUAAUUAUAACUGUCCAAAUCCCAUGAAUAACCGUGUUCGAUCGUUAUUAGCCAAGUUGCAACGAAGUUGAACUUGGCUAUUGGCUAUUGAUUUGGUAAUGCGGGUUGUCGGGCGGUUGGGCGUCAACAAUUGGUUUUCGGAUGAUAACUCGAAAAGUUUACAAUCUAAUCAAAUGAAACUUUGAUAUAUUGUUGGGUACCAGGUAAGGAAGAUCCCUAUUAAUUUUGGAGAGAAAUGGUCAAAGGUCAAGGUCACUGACCGAAAAUAGAAUGAAAAAUUUGGUUUCCUGAUGAUAUAACUCAGAAAGUUUAAAUCCGAAUCAAAUGAAACUUUGAUAUGUUGUUGGGUACCAGGUAAGGAAGACCCCUAUUGAUUUUGGAGAAAAUAGGUCAAAGGUCAAGGUCACUGACCGAAAAUAAAUUUAAAAUUCCAAAAAAAUUUAGUUUCAGGAGGAUAACUCAAAAUUUUUAAUUUGAAUCAAAUGAAACUUGGAUAUAUUAUUGGAUAUAUAGCAGCAAAGCAAGGCCCCUAUUGAUUUUGGAGAAAAAAGGUCAAGGUUAUAGUGACUGAAAAUAGAUUGAAAACUCAGACAAAUAUGGUUUCUGGACAGUAACUCGAAAAGUUUAAAACUGAAAUUAGUUCUUCACAAUUAUAAAUAUGCCACAUCAUUCCUGACUUUACAAUGUAUCCCAUGCAACUCGGCUCAUGCACCCCUGGGUGCAUAUAUUGAUUUUUUUAAGUUAAUGAUACCAGUCAUUACAAUUUGUCAAAGUUGCACUGAAAUUUAGGAAUCAUUAUUUAAGCAAUGAACUAAAGACAUUUGUCCAGCAAUAUUGUGUAGACCAUUUGGCUUAUUAUCAUACUAUAUUUUUUUUUCUAUUUAGUGUAUGCCUGUGAGUCAAAGCCAUUUUUGGUUGACAUUGAUGGUUUUUCUCCUGAGAAAGCAAGCAAUGUAUGAUCUCGUAUCAUAAUGUCAAAGCUAUUUCAGUGAAUGUUACAUACACCCCAUACUUGAAUGGAUAUGCUCAAACCUGUACCAAGGUAGUUCUGCAUAUUGUGCAUUUUGAUUAUCUCAUUUGCGUAGAAAUGCUGCCAGCCUUAAUAAACAUGUGUACUUAACUAAAGACGAGAGUGAUGUUUUCUGAUUAUCAUUUUUUUUACUUCUCCAAAACAACUCCAUUUAUAGUCCCCAGAAGGAGAAAGCAGAUGAGUGGGCUCUUUUAGUGGUCCUGAAGAAAAGUUGUUCAUUUUGGAACAAUCUAAAUUCUGAUGAUCCAUGACAAAAUCUUUGGAAUGUUUGUGUGUUGAAUCAUUACACUUUGCGCAGACCUUCUGAAGGUGUGCCCCGGUAUUAGAAGUUAUCAUAGAUCCAGUAUUGUCACUGUGGCUUGUGAGUGGUUGUCACUGUGGCUUGUGAGUGGUUGUCACUGUGACUUGUGAGUGGUUGUCACUGUGGCUUGUGAGUGGUUGUGACUUGUGAGUGGUUGUCACUGUGACUUGUGAGUGGUUGUCACUGUGACUUGUGAGUGGUUGUCACUGUGACUUGUGAGUGGUUGUCACUGGCUUGUGAGUGGUUGAGCUAUCUUGAAUUAUCUUUCUAGUAUGACUACACAUUUAAGUCGCGCGUCUUAGUACAAUGUACCAUCAUUCUCCUGUAAGUGCUUUUACUGUAAACAUCCGAUUAGCGCCUUUGGAAAGUGUCUUCCACUCAAUCAAGUACAUCACCAAAAUGCUUGCUAUUGUUUACAGACAUAUAUUUCAGAUUUACUAUACAAGACACCCAUUUUGAAAUGAGCUGACACAUUUACCUUCAUUUUAUUAAAUGAUGAAUGUGAUAUAGUAGAAAUAUGUAUGUUUAUUUAUUUAUUAAUUGAUAAUAAUACGUGUUCCAGAAUAGGUUUUGUUGUACAAGGACAGGACUGCAAAUACACGUGUAUGUAUAUAACCUGUAAUCUGGUCUCAAUUUGACACAAUUGUUCUGCCAUGAGCUUUCAGACACGCCCAUUCUAAAUGUUGCAUCAGGAUAUUAUAAUCUGUCAUAGAGGAUGGGAGUAAUUUCAGACAGAGCUGAGAUUUCUCAUUACUAUGAAGUUGUCAUCUGUAGAUUUAAAGAUGUAAAAUCUCUUUGUCAUUGAUUUCCAGUUCAUGUUAUUUUCAAUCAAGCUCCACAUACUAAUUUAGACACCAACGGUCCCCAAGCUUAAGUUUGUUACUACAUGUAUUUGUUGAUUGGCUACAAGCAUGUUUCUAUUUAGUCAGAGAAUUCUCUGAAAUGGUCAUCCAUAUCUUUAUAAGCAUUGAAGAAUUAAAAAAUAUAAAUGUUCUGUGUUUGGAAACCAUUGGUAAAAUUAAUUUGGUUCCUUUGAAUGCUAUGUACUCCUGCAGAAAACAUUUGUUUAUGUAAAAGUUGUAUUUUGUUGGUCCAUGUAAUUCAUUUAGUAUUACCAGUUUGUACCCAAUCUUAUCUUUUGAAUCAUAUGCUUUAUCUUCUAUUUUACCAACUUCUUUUCUGAUGUAUGUCAAAUUUUGUGUUUUUAUUUAUUUCAUGUAUGAACUUAACUCUUUGAAUUCCAUCCACUAUUACUUAAUUUUUCUAUUUUCAACUUUUAUUUGGGGGAGGGGGGUUUACAGUGAAUACAGAUGUUCAAUGUAUAUGUUGGCAUAGUAAUUUUAUCGUGAUAUAUCUUUCUGUUCUAAAUGAGUAUGCAUGUGUCUUUUACAUACUAUUUAGGAAUGAUUUUAGUGUCUGUUCUGAGAUAGAUAUUAAACCGAAUUUAUUACGCAUACUCAAGAUUCAAGCUUAACUACAAAGAAUUCUGAUUACAAGGUUUUAUUAAGACCCCACAAUAUACAACAGACUGCAUUUAACUCGAAAUUCCAUGUACGGCUACCUGUAUUCAGUAUAGCUGUUUAUACCAAAAUCCCCACAUGUUCAACCGAACGCCAUCUUCAUAUAAGUAAAACGAAAUAGCUAGGCAGUUAUUUCUUAUGUUUUACUGGUUUACUAUUUACGUAUAUAUAAGUUAUUGUGUAAGUUUAUACAUGUUAAUAUUAUUUAAAAGUGAGAAAUCCUGGAUGAUAAUUUAUUACAGGAAUGUUAAUACUGUGUACACUAGAGUAACAUCAAACUAACCAGUGUACAGCAUUAAAUGACAUACACACAUCUUCAUGGAUAAUGCUGCCAAGCUCAUAUAACUGUAUACAGUAAAACACGGUUACAAUGAACACGCUCAUAAUGAAUACACGUUUACAGUAAAAUACGACUACAGCGAACACACUUAUAAUGAAUACAUGUUUACAGUGAAGUGAUUUUCCUGUAGUUUUAAAACGUGUUAUAAUCUUAUUGGAUAUCAUGAAUUACGUUUAUAACCAUUCAAAAUUAUUUGUCCCCAGCACUUCGCUAUAAGCGUGUUUUACUGUAUGUACAGUUUGUUUCAUUGCACAACUGUUUAUUUUAGGUAGAUUCUAUUAUUGAGUUCAACAUGUUCGCAAUCAGACGUGUUCAAGUAGCGACUCCUUAAUUUAAUCCAUAUGUUGUGCUUUUUGAAUGCUGUCAAUAAAAUUGUUUUAAGUUUUAAA